ACAGUACAGACGGUAAACAAACCCGUGUCAUGCACACAUCAAGCUCCGGAGGUAACAAGUAAUUCUGAUAUGGGGCGCAACGCUAUUACUACUAUUGCUAUUGGAUUUAGUUGCUUGUUAGGUGCUACGUAUUAUGCUCAAACUGACCUGUCAACGUUUAUGCAUAAUGCACUAAAUGUUGUUGGGAUAUCACAAGAUAAUGUGAGAAGUGUUUUGACCUUUCUGCAUAUCAUCGACAACCAGUCAAGUAAAGAUGCCAAAUCAGACCUAAAACUAGAUGAAAGUGCCAUACUUCUGACCUCAGAGCAAUUAAAAGAAUUCGACGGAGGUCCAGAUAGCAAAGGGUUGUACUUAGCGAUCUUAGGGGAAGUGUUUGAUGUUGAAAAAGGUGCGCAGCAUUACAGGCCUGGCGGUGGAUAUUCGUUUUUCACCGGUCGUGACGCUUCUAGAGCCUACAUAACUGGAGAUUUUAGUGAAAAUGGAUUAAUUGACGAUUUAAGUGGCCUUGAAGCCUCAUCUUUGUCCAGCAUAGAAGAUUGGCUUUCGUUUUACAGAGAGGAAUACAAACCAGUUGGCAAAGUCAUAGGCCGGUAUUAUGACAAAAAUGGAGCUGCUACAGAAGAGCUCCUGCAGGUAAAAGAAAAAAUUGCUAAAACAAAAAAGAACAGGUGGGUUGAAGAUCAAGAUAAGGAGUUUUUUCCACCCUGCAAUUCUGAAUGGAGUAAAGAGAAAGGCAGCAAAGUUUGGUGCACCAAGAAGAGUGGUGGCAUUGAUCGUGAAUGGAUUGGAGUCCCGAGGGAAUUACACAAGAAAGGCAAGGAUCCAAGAUGUGUGUGUGUCAAAAAUUUCGGCCCACCAUCUGGAGCAUCUGCUGACACUAAGAGUUCUGAUCGAGGAGACCUCGAUCAUCCCGACUUGAAAGAAUAUCCUGGGUGCCUCCCAACCUCUGACACUUGCAAAGUGAAUCAUCCAUAAGGUCCUGUUUGUGCCUUCACAGUAAACUGCAGCCAAUGGGAAGUUUUAGAAAUUCGUCAAUCUUUAUAUUUAAUUAAAAUUUUUUGUUAUCACACCCUGAUUUUCUCAUAAAACAGUGAAAUUCUGAUUUUAAAUUGCUCGUUUCAUACAUUAUCCUGCUUAGGACAUCAUUUUCUGUUGGUCCAUAAAAGUUGUUACUGCGGCAAUGUUAAAAUAUUCCAGAUUUUACGUUACCUUUUUUCAGGGGGGGGGGUGAUAAGUAAUCUUCCCUGGAAGUGAUUUUUGGCAACGGUCUUGCUUCUGUGAUCUGAUUUCCAAUAUUCAGUUGUAUCUAAAUCAGUAUUUUAUUUUAUACAUCACUUGAUUUUACAGAAUUAUUUUAGCUAAUUAAUGCCCUAAUUUUUGAGUGAGCAAGAAAUAAUUGUCAAUAAAUUAUUCUUCAUCUCAUUUGAACUUGUGAUACAAUGAGUUAAACAUUUUAUCAUUGUAUAGUUACUUUACAUUAAAAAAAAGUUUAAAUUCAGUUGUGCUAUUGAAGCAGCUUAGUUAAUAAGAUGGAAUUUACAAUACCUUCUGAGCUUUAUUUUGAAAUUCAAAUGCGCUUCAUCCAUAUAAAUAUAUACACACAUACAGGGUUUAACAAAUCCCAGGUGACAAAAAAAAAAAAAAAAAAACUUCGCUACUGGUUCUUGCAGAAACCAUGUUCUAUUGAAUUUUCCUAUAAACUCUGAGAAAUAAUUCGUCUGCUGCCUAACUUUUUUCCUGUUAAAUAUAUAUAUAUAUUUAUAUAAUUUCUAAAUGCACACAGUUUAUUAUAUGCUGAAUAAAGUCUACUUCUAUGCAAGGCAAUGAACUCAGGUUGUUUCAAAUUGAUGAUAUACAACUUGUGUUGAUCUUGUGGAUGUGAAAUUGCCCAAAGUGAGCAUGCUAACUUUGCCACAAUUGAAGAUAAAUAACUAUCUUCUACUAGUGCCUUCAUGAAUUUUUAUCACAUCAAGCUUUAAUGUCCUUGCAUUUUAUUUGCAAUUCUAUACUUAACACUAAGGGUGGGCCCUUUUUAAAAUUUAUUGAUAAGUCAAGAGAAGAAAAACAUGCAUAUUUGUAAAAUGCAAAUGUCUGGACUAUUUAAUUAAAUCAUUAGCAAUUUACUGUAUGACUAUUUAAACAAUUUUGCAGCAUUUAUGUGUUUUAAUUUUCAUGUUUCUCUUUUCAAAUUCUAUUAAAUAUAUACUGACCAAAUUUACAAAAAAGAAAAAAAAAUCACAUAAUGAAUAAAAAUGUCGAGUUGUAAGAAAGGCUUUAAGUAACAUAAUGGUCACUUUGUCCUGCACAUGACGUUUCAUAUAUUUCAUUAAAAACAAUACUUUGAAAUAUUAACAAAUUUUUUCUGCUUAACAAAUUACAAACUUAUAUGUGAUAUCCUAGCAAAAAUUUUGUCAUUAUCCUUUAACAUUAUUACUUUUUAAUGAAAUAUAUGAACCGUCACAUGCAGGACAAGCGAUUUACUUUUUCGUGGAAUGGCCCUAUUGCAUAAAUUUAGAUGCAAAAAUAAACUUAAUUUUUAACCUUAUUUCAUUGGUGCUUAAAUUUACUAAAAAUUUUUUUUUUGUACUCUGGAUGAUAUUAUGUCAUGUUCAUGUACCUUUUUUGUGAAACAUUAAUAUUUGUAUAAAAAAAUAAUAAAUCAUAAAGUUUGUGAUUUCGUUAGAAAAAAUAUUUGGUAGAGAAUUUUCAAAAAUAAGGAUUUUAUUUUGUAACAGGAUGUAACAGAAGAGCUGUUUUCCCACAAUCAGCCCAGCCGGUGGAAGCACUGAGCUUAACAUAUAAACAAUGCCAUAAGAUCAUAUCAUGAACCGAAUAUUUGAUUAUCGUUGAAUAAAAAUAAUUUCACAUGUUUGUUUAAAGGCUGUAAGAUGAUUUUUGUUUUGCUAAGUUUUUGAUUUUUCUUGAAAUCAAUAAUUAAAUGAUGAUAUAGGUUCAUUCCACG
Messenger RNA from Uloborus diversus, 2962 nucleotides. RefSeq names its product neuferricin-like. Gene Ontology annotation, cellular component: endomembrane system; membrane. The transcript is spliced from 4 exons. The coding region runs from base 70 to 975 and encodes 301 amino acids. Lineage: Eukaryota; Metazoa; Arthropoda; Arachnida; Araneae; Uloboridae. The record is from RefSeq and is a predicted model, not a curated record.